AUGCUGAAGGUUGAUACUCAUGUGUCGGAUUCAAUAGCAAUAGUCCCACUUGCAGUCAUUCAGAUCACGCUUUUUCCCAAGUCUGGGAUUUGUUUCGGUUUCACCUACUACCAUGUUCUAGCCGAUGGUAAUGCCUUUCACGGUUUCAUGAAGUCAUGGGCUUCCAUUGCUAAAUUUGGAAGUGACACUGAAUUUUUACUUGGACUCAAGGAAUUGGUUAUAGACCGUCGAGGGACACAACAUACAUCGUCAUUCAUGGUUACAUGUACCUACAUAUGGGUUUGCAUUCUAAAAGACGAGGAUAAUGAUGAUGAUGAUGAAUUGGUGCACUUUGUUUUCACAACAGAUUGUCGAGAAUGUUUGGAUGCACCCAUACCCGCAACUUACUUUGGUAAUUGCAUAGCAUUUUGUUUUGAAAAAGCAAGAUGUAGCCAACUAAUGCAAGAAAAAUACGGCUUUUUUAUAGCAGUAGAGUCGAUUGGAGAGGCGAUUGCCACAUGGGUUUAA
Molecule: messenger RNA, 507 nt
Organism: Cornus florida
Lineage: Eukaryota; Viridiplantae; Streptophyta; Magnoliopsida; Cornales; Cornaceae
Product: anthocyanin 5-aromatic acyltransferase-like
Exons: 2
Coding region: 1-507 (168 amino acids)
Source: RefSeq, a predicted model, not a curated record